AUGUCAGGUGUUGCUGAGCCUGACUGUUAUCUUACCUACGAUAUUACAUCCGAUACUUUGACGCUCUAUGUCCCUGAUUUCGACCUUAGGCGAGCAAUUUGGAUGGGCCCAACGCUUGGACUGGCAGAGGCUCGGGAAAGAUACAAUAUCGACCAAGCAAAGUAUCGUAGUACUCUCGAGCAGGAUAUUCUCGACUGGGCGAGCAGGCGCGCCAUUGGAUCCGUCAUAUAUGUGAUCCACGACAACCAGAAGCCAGUUGUGCCUUUCCCUUACCUGAAAUUUAACCAUGAGGACCUCAUCCCGGCAAUGGACACAUGCCGGGAAAUUAAGGAUGGACACGAAAUCGGCCUCAUCAGACGUGCUAAUGAGAUUUCGACGUCUGCCCACACCGAAAUCCUCCGGAACAUAUCCGGCAUGCGAAACGAAGCUGAAAUCCAAGGAAAGUUCUUGGACUCAUGCGUUUCGCUUGGGGCGAAGAACCAAUCGUAUGAAAUCAUAGCUGCCUCUGGUGAGAACGCCGCUGUCCUUCACUAUACUAGGAACGACGAGCCACUCAAGGGCCGCCAGCUUGUCUGCCUGGAUGCCGGCGCUGAAUGGAACUGCUAUGCGAGUGACGUGACUCGGACGUUUCCGAUGCAACCGCGCUGGCCUAGUGCAGAGGCCUUCAGCGUGUAUUCGGUGGUGCAACGGAUGCAGGAGGAAUGUAUCAAGCGUAUCAGCGAAGGGGUCAGAUAUCUGGACCUCCAUAUUCUUGCACAUAAGAUUGCAAUUGAGGAGUUGCUCCGGCUAGGCAUUUUCAGAGGCGGUUCCAUAGCAGAGAUUCUGAAAUCAGGCGCGUCGCUUGUCUUUUUCCCUCACGGACUGGGCCAUCAUGUGGGAUUGGAGGUUCAUGAUGUGUCAGGGAGAUCGCUCAUGGCGCUUGAAGAACAGGAAUACCAGGGUCUGCCGCUGCGUGGUUGCCGGGCGCCCUGUACACUCUCGGCUCCACACCUGAGAGCUGGCAUGGUCGUGACGGUGGAACCUGGGAUAUACUUUUCGCGCCUGGCGCUCGACGACGCAAAGCAGAAACCGUUGUCGAAAUACAUCGACAUGCAGCUGGUGGCCGAGUAUAUUCCGGUGGGCGGUGUUCGGAUUGAAGAUGACGUCCUGGUUACGAGGGACGGGUGGGAGAACCUGACCAGCGCGCCAAAGGGGAGGGCGAUGCUAGAUAUUAUCGGGGAGGGUGCCCGGUUACGUGCAUAG
This is a messenger RNA of Uncinocarpus reesii 1704, 1242 nucleotides long. RefSeq lists its product as uncharacterized. The transcript is spliced from 2 exons. The record is from RefSeq and is a predicted model, not a curated record. Bases 1 to 1242 code for a protein of 413 amino acids. Lineage: Eukaryota; Fungi; Ascomycota; Eurotiomycetes; Onygenales; Onygenaceae. Gene Ontology annotation, molecular function: metalloaminopeptidase activity; manganese ion binding.